This is a messenger RNA of Amoebophrya sp. A120, 1731 nucleotides long. The record is from the annotation of a GenBank genome assembly. NCBI's taxonomy places the organism in Eukaryota, Dinophyceae, Syndiniales, Amoebophryaceae.
AGAAAUACAUGCUGCGUCGAUGUCGACGUGCUGCAGGUUUUUAGGAUGAAGCACAAAUCGAAAUGAGAAACAUGCGACCGCCUCUCCGCCCGUGUUUGCUGCGUCUGUUCGCAGUGGCCUGCUGCAGCGGAACGUCUUUUUGGCGAUGGCGGCAGCAACACCCAGUGCAGCUGGUCUUCGUGUGCGCGAUUGAUACUUCUCGAACCGAUCAUUUACUGCAGCUGCAUGUUGCAGAUCAGGACACUAAAGACAUCUUUGAUGCGGAGCAGAACGACGGGAAGCAUGAGCUAAACGGGUUGCAUCAGCGCGAAGAGAAGACUGCUGCACUAGUAUCGUCUUCAUCCGCCACCCCGCAGAGCGACCUGGGCGGGAGAACGAGAACCGAUGCAAAAACAUCCGUGCGGGAUCUAAAUGAGGUAAUAAACCAAGAGCAUUUUCAGCCAUCUUCUUCUUCUCUCCAGAAGAACGCCGCCUUCGCUCUGGAGGCCGGAGCGGAACCCCAGCUGCUGCUCCUGCGGGAUGAGAGAAAUAAAGAUCAUACUGGAUCUGGAACACCACAACAAGAUGGACAAGGUGGGCAACAUGUUGUGGAAGAAGUUUCCCAAUCAAAGCAGCGUCUGGCAGUAUCGGACCGCGGCCUUGCGCCGGGCAGACGAAGCCAAAAAAGAUCUCAUUGACGCCCACAGUAGUUUCACGCGCUUGCGGCGAGGAUGCGUAGUGGUGACAAAUGAUGAAGUGCGAUUUCUUCCUACUGAAUUGCUACACAGCUGUGUCUAUCUGAAGAAGAAGAUCAAACGAAAACAUGUACAUGACCACUGCCGUCAGAGGCCCAUAGCCACCUCCGGAGGGUCUUCUAGAGGGGCUUAGAAUACGUGGACUAUCGCAAUAUGAAACGUAAAAAACACAGCGAAGAAAAAGUGCAAAAAAAUUUUAGUAUCAACAGCGACUCAAUGUUGAAAAACAUCUAAAAUCAAUAUGGCCGCAUCCUCCACGGGACCGCCAGCCGUGGCCGGUCCAGCAAGUACUGGGCCACCGACAUCAGCCACGGCAACAAAGCCUGUCCGUGGACUUGAACGGCACAGUGACCCUUGUUCCUUUACCGUUCAAGAAGAAACACUCUGCGUGAGGCGCAGUGCGCUCGAGAAAGCGUUGGGUUGGAAGCAGAACAGCAGCGAGUACGCCGAAUUGCUCAACAAGCUCUACUCUGCAGACCCGGAAGCGCACCAGGAAACGCCGGGGGAAUCUACUUCUGUUCAGCCGAGCAACUUGUGCGUCAGUCACCCACCGGCGGUUUUGCUUCGUUAUCGCGACUCCGUUUCUAUUGUGCCAUCAGUUUCGGCUGGUCCCGGUCUAGUAUUGGACACGCAACAGGAGAUCGACGACAUCGCAGCCGCGAGCGGAUUUUUAAACGCCAGCGCGGCCGCCGGAGCAGGGGAGUUGGAAACGGCCCCCGCUGCACAUCAUCAAGCGCCCAGCAGUAAAUCAUCUGGAACUACGCCACUCAGCGAGGACAAUCAAGCGAAGCUGCCGCAGGAGCCCCAAAGCAACCAAAAUCCACUGGUUAGUAACGAAGAAAAAGCAAUAGUCCAACAAAAAGAUGGGCAGUUCGUGCGCGCCGACGAGUAUGACGAUUUCGCGCCCACGUUUUUGCGAACUGGCGAAGGGGUGUGCGUAUUCAUUGCAAAACUACCGUACUUGUUCGUACUAUUUGCGCUACAGCAUGUCGUGUGA